GAGCUAUUUGAAUAGGGAAGAUGGCAGCCGCGGCAGUGGUGGAGUUUCAGAGAGCUCAGUCUCUCAUUAGCACAGACAGAAACGCGUCUAUUGACAUUUUUCAUUCAAUCGUGAGGCGAGAUGUCCAGGAGGAUGACGAAGAGGCGGUUCGUGUCAAGGAGCAGAGUAUCCUGGAGUUGGGUAGUCUCCUUGCUAAGACCGGACAAGCUGCAGAGCUUGGAGGCCUGCUGAAAUUCGUGAGGCCUUUUCUAAUCUCCAUAAGCAAGGCGAAGGCAGCACGCUUGGUGCGCUCACUCUUAGAUCUGUUCCUGGACAUGGAAGCAGCCACGGGACAGGAGGUCGAACUGUGUCUGGAAUGCAUAGAGUGGGCCAAAGCUGAGAAGAGGACCUUCCUCAGACAGGCCCUCGAGGCUCGCCUAAUUUCGCUCUAUUUCGACACUAAGAGAUACCAGGAAGCCCUGCAUCUAGGAACCCAGUUGCUGCAGGAACUCAAAAAGAUGGAUGACAAAGCUCUGCUGGUGGAGGUUCAACUACUGGAGAGUAAAACCUACCACGCACUGAGCAACCUGCCCAAAGCCAGGGCUGCCCUCACCUCAGCCAGGACUACCGCCAACGCCAUUUACUGUCCCCCAAAGCUUCAGGCGGCUCUCGAUAUGCAGUCAGGUAUUAUCCACGCGGCUGAAGAGAAAGAUUGCAAAACGGCCUACUCUUACUUCUUCGAGGCUUUUGAGGGCUAUGACUCCAUCAACAGCCCCAAGGCUGUCACAGCACUUAAAUACAUGCUCUUGUGCAAGAUCAUGCUCAACUCGCCAGAGGAGGUACAAGCCCUGAGCAGUGGCAAACUGGCUCUACGAUAUAUAGGGAGAGAGACUGAUGCACUCAAAUGUAUAGCACAAGCCAGCAAGAACAGAUCAUUAGCAGAUUUCGAAAAGGCCCUGACAGAUUACACUAAAGAACUGAGAGAUGACCCCAUCAUCAACACACACUUGGCCAAACUUUAUGACAAUUUGCUGGAACAGAACCUCAUUCGGGUCAUUGAGCCUUUUUCCAGAGUACAGAUAACACACAUAGCAGGUCUCGUCAAACUCUCAAAGGAUGAUGUUGAGAGGAAACUGUCACAAAUGAUCCUGGACAAAAAGUUUUAUGGGAUCCUUGACCAAGGGGAAGGUGUGCUUAUCAUAUUUGAGGAACCCCCUGUGGACAAAACCUACGAGGCAGCCCUAGAAACCAUACAGAACAUGAGCAAAGUUGUGGAUUCGCUGUACAACAAGGCUAAGAAGUUAACAUAGGUGAGACGAAACGUCAGAAGCUGCUGCUGUGUGAAAUGUUUGUAUGUUUGUGAGUUUGCCUGUAUGUAUGUGUGUGUGUAUAGCCAACACGUGGAUCCGUCUCACAGCAAAGGGACAACGAAAAAUGCAACAGGAUCUACUGGUUCCCCAGUUGAGAAUUUUUAAUGUCUCUUUCAAAUGGACAAUUUCAUCUGAUUUCCUGUUUUUUUUUUUCUCUUCUGUAUCUCUUAACGGCCAACGCAGGCCAUCAGGGAAUGUUGUACAACUACAAUAAAAUCCUAAAAUGUCAUAAAGAAAUGUAUAGCUCUUCUACAUUUAAAGUUUUUUUUAUUACAGCAACUUUGAUACACGGACUCUUGGGUUGCAGUGAUCUGCGGUUCAUUUGUUGCUUGCAGAAGAACACAUUUUUUUUCUCCAACUUUUUUCCGAUUUAAUGGAUGUAUGUGUCACGCUUCAGGUGUGAUUUUAAAGGUUUUUGGCAGUAAUGCAGUUUGAUAGGCUCUGUAAUAAGCACAGUUGCCAAACAUAUAACCACACACUAGAAGAUUAUUUUUGAAGUUCAUAUGAUCAAGAGUAUUGUUUGUCAUUUACUUUCUUAGUACGCUGUCUUUACAGUUUUGUACUUCCAGAUUACUGUUUGCCAAGUAGGGUGGUUAUAUUAAAUGGCCCCACUCUCACAAUUGUUUUACUGUACUCCUCUUUGAUAAAGUACUCCUAUUCUCAAGACACAUGUUUGUCUGCUUUGAGGUUCAUUUUGUCAUUUCUUUCUGUCAUUUGUAGUUUGCCAGCAAUAGAACACAAGUCAAAUACCCGUUAAACAUAAUUUUUCAUGGAAUUUAAAAAUCCAUUUUUAUUUUGUUACUUUUAUUUUGAUACUUUAACUCAUUGCUUUUGUGAAAAUGUAAACAUUCAGACGUCUUUUGUUUCUGUUUAUUGUGCAAUGAGAAAUAUUCACAAAAGUAAUUCAGGUGAGAAUGGGGUGUUAAACUUUUGAGGCCCAGUAUUUGAGCGCUCCCUGCAUGUGUUUGUGAUUGAUUUGUUGUGGCAAUCUAUCAUUAAGAUUUUAGUGGAAUAUAAAACACGUUGGAGGUCAUUUUUUUGUGACUAACAAAGAAAAGUGGUCCAAAAUCUUUCUAUUUGAAGCUCGAAUUUUUAUGUAUUGAAAUCUUAGUAAGCAGAUUUCACAUUGAAAAGUUUUUUUGUAUGGGUUGGCCUGUUUUUUUUUAUUCCAUGUAAUCGUUAUAAGGGAAAUAAUCCUUGUUUGUAAAUGAGUAGGGCAUUUUACAGUAAUGUGAAAGCCAUAAAGGUUGAAGUUUGCCGUUUUGUGUGUUUGUUUGUAAAGACAUAAAUGAGCCGGGAUUUUUAAAUUAAGAGCUAAGCAUUUGGCAGAUGCUUUUAUCCAAAGUGGCUUUAUUUUGUCAUCGUGUGUGUUCCCUGGAAUUAAACGAAUAUUUUAUAGA
Molecule: messenger RNA, 2749 nt
Organism: Paramisgurnus dabryanus
Lineage: Eukaryota; Metazoa; Chordata; Actinopteri; Cypriniformes; Cobitidae
Gene: psmd11b
Product: proteasome 26S subunit, non-ATPase 11b
Molecular function (GO): protein binding
Source: RefSeq, a predicted model, not a curated record